Molecule: messenger RNA, 992 nt
Organism: Pyricularia oryzae 70-15
Lineage: Eukaryota; Fungi; Ascomycota; Sordariomycetes; Magnaporthales; Pyriculariaceae
Exons: 1
Coding region: 207-791 (194 amino acids)
Source: RefSeq, a predicted model, not a curated record
CCAAGGUAGGAAACUUGCCUGCCAACACUCUGAAAUUGGCGUCGUAGACAUUUUCUAUAUCUUGGCGCAAUCAUCCGUCCUCAGCUGUGCAGUUCCAAGCAGAUAUCUCUCUCAUCUCUCCAAGCUCACAACAUCACAUUCGCUAUAAAAAGGGCCAGUAAUUCAUAUCUUAAACCUCAUUACACUUACCUCUACAGCUCGCAAAGAUGCACAUCACGACCACCGCAAUCCUAUCGACCCUUUUCCUGGCCAACUUCGGCCUGGCCGUCGACUGCCAAAACAGGUCAUACACAACCUGCGGCGACAACAAGACCGUCCAGUAUUACGACCUCGACACCGGCGAGCUGUGCCCUAUGCUCGACUGCGGUGGCGGCCGGGCGCCCCCCAAGACCAACGAGCCGUGCUGUCCCGCAUACAAGGGCACCGAGGCUUGCGUAACAACCAAGGGGACGCUGGCCUGCUUCAAGGACAAAAUGAAGUCGACUUCAACCGACGCCUCGCAUACCAGCACGAGUGCUGCGACCAAGACGACCGAAGACAGUCGGUCCAGCACCGCCAAGACAGGGUCCGAGUCCGGCCCGUCCGCGGCGACGCGGACAGGAACCUCGACAAAGACGGACUCUGCGAAGGCUGACCAGAUCACGGCGGCGCCAACGCGAAGCGAUGCGUCGAGUGGGUCUGCCGCGGCGGCAACUACGACGCCGGUCAAGGGGGCGGCAGCAGGCCAAUUGGCUCAGGCUGUGAAGGCUGUUGUGGGUGUGGCUGCUGUCGGCGCUGUUCUGGUGGUUUGAUGUUUGUAAUCUUUUGUUAGUGACGAGCAGAGGAACAUUUGCAGGGUCUUAUGGCACCGGGGAAGUAAUGGCCGUUAGUCCUGCAGUAUACGAAAAUUCAUCAGGGAAGAGAUGCGAGAACUCAAAAAUGGCGCAAGGCUUUCAAGCCGGAAAAGGCUCGGAUAAUGUAAUAUCAGGAAGAUCAUAAGGCGCAAAGUAAUU